Messenger RNA from Candida dubliniensis CD36, 3417 nucleotides. RefSeq lists its product as uncharacterized. The record is from RefSeq and is a predicted model, not a curated record. Gene Ontology annotation, molecular function: protein binding; phosphatidylinositol binding. The coding region runs from base 1 to 3417 and encodes 1138 amino acids. The transcript has a single exon. Lineage: Eukaryota; Fungi; Ascomycota; Pichiomycetes; Serinales; Debaryomycetaceae.
AUGUCAUUAUCAUCACCAACAAAACCCAAGGUACCACCACCAACAACAACACUGUUACCUUCACCAUCUUCACCAUCAUUGAAAUUAUUCAAAUCUAAAAGAAAAUUAAAGAAUGUUAAAAAUUUGACUAUUAUUGGUCCAUUAAGUGAACAACAACCCGGUAAAAAUGUUAAAGUAAUAUCAUCAUCAUCAUCAUCAUUGGUAUCACCUAUUACUCCACGAAUGUCAAACAUUCCAAAAACUCCAAAAACUCCAAAAACUCCAAAAAAGACAAAUGGAUCAUCAUCAAUAAUUACUGAAAUACAAUCUAUACCCAUACCAAGAAUAACGAAAACCUUAUUACCAACAACAACAACAACAACAACAACAACAACAACAUCUUCAACGUCAUUAGAGAAAACCUUAUCAAUGCCAAUAUUAUUUAAUCAAGAGAAAGAAAAGCAUGCAAAAAUUCCCCAACCAGAUGAAAUUGAUAAUAAUAAUAAUAAUAAUAACAAAAAUUCAAUUGAUUUAACUAAUAAAAGUAUUAUAUUAAUAACAAAAUAUGAUUUUAUUAGUGACACUGACAAUGACACUGACAAUGACAAUGACAAUGAAACUAAAAAUCAUUUAAAUAUAAAGGCUAAACAAUUUUUAAAAUUAUUGAAAAAAAUCGGUAAUGGAUGGUUAUUAGUUCAUGAUUUAUAUGAUAAAACUAAAAUAGGAUUAAUACCUGCUUCUUAUGUUGAUAUUGCUUUAAAUGAUCCUCUUGAACCAAUUAAAUUAACUUGGUUAUAUGAAUAUAGUAAACAAUCACUACCACUACCACUACCACUACCAACACCAACACCAACACAACCACCACCACCACCACUUUCACAAUUAUCAUUAUCAACUCAAUCUACAAAACAAUUAGGAAUUGAAAAAACUUUAAAUGAACCACCCAUAAUAUUAGAAAUUGAAAAUGAUAAACCAAAAUUAUUAUUUCAAAUUGAUGAAAUUUUUUAUAAUAAAUUGAAUAAAUCAUUUUGGUAUAAAAUCAAAUUUUUUGAUAAUUUAAAUGAUCAAAUCAUUUAUUUAGGGAAAUUUUAUAAUGAUUUUUAUAAAUUACAUGAUGGAAUUAUAUUACAAUAUAAUAAUAAAAAUAAAGAUUUCCCAAUUAAAUUACCACCACCAAUAUUAAGAAAUUCUUUAUAUCAUUCUCCUAAUGUGAAAUUUGAUAAAAAUUUAAUUGAAAAUUCUUUUAAAUUAUCUAAUAAAUUAAAUGAUUAUUUAAAUCAAUUAAUAAUUUAUUGGCCAAAUAUUUUAAAUGAAUGUUAUAAAUUUCAUGAUUUCAUUUAUAAUUCUAAUAAUAUAAUUGUUAAUACUAAUACUAAUAAUAAUAAUAUUAUUGAUGAUGAUAUACCUACCAAUAUAACUAAUGAAACUAUAAUUAAAACAUUUUAUCCUAAUUCAAUUAUUAUUAAUAAAAAUAUUCAAGAUAAUUCAGUUACUUUUUCUAAAACUGCUCCAUUACCAAAAUUACCAUCAACCAUUAAACAACAACAACAACAACAACAACAACAACAACAAUAUAACAAUAUCAGACCAAUAUCGAUCAAUACCACUAGUACUACCAUUAGCAAUAAUAAUGGAAAUCUUGUUAGUCCAAUCACCAAAACUAGACCAGUUAUAUCUCCUACUACUACUACUGCUAAUAAUAAUAAUAAUCGAAUUUUUAGAUUACCUGAUCAAUAUAUUAAUAAUUCAACAUAUAUUGAUCAACUUAGUAAGAAAAUUCGUGAUAAUACUAAUACUACUACUAUUAAAUCAAAAGAUAAUAAAGAUCUUGAUAAUUUAUCUACUAUUGUUCAUUCAGAAAGUAAUAAAUCAUUAUUUAGUUAUACAUCAAUAAUUAAUACUUAUAAUAAUCAUAAUGUUGGUGUUGAUGAUAUCACUAAUGUUGAAUUAUCACAAUCAUCACAAUCAUCACAAUCAUCAUCAUCAUUAUUAUUAGAAACAAAUAAUGAUAAUAAUAUUGAUAGUAAUAAUGAUAAUCAAAUUCCAGAUACUUCAAUUAAUGAAAUCCAAAAAAACAACAACAAUGACGAUGUCAAUGUCAACGACAAUAAGUUAUUAGAUAAUUUUUCAAAUUUAUUAUUAUUAUCAUCAUCAUCACCUUCUUCUUCAUCACCACCUUCUUCUUCUUCAUCUUUAUUACCAAAGAUUCAUUCUAAUAAGCAACAACAUCAAAAAAUUAAUUCUCUUUUACAAUUGGAUUGUCAUAGAUUAGAUAAUCAUCAACGAAUAAAUUCAAUUCAAAGUGAACCUGAAGAAAGUAUAUUUGAUCAUAAUCCACAUCAGCAUCAACAUUCACAUCAACAUCAACAUCAUUCUGAUCAUUAUUCUUGUUAUUAUUAUUAUUAUCGUCAAAAUCACAAUCAUAAUCGAUAUUGUAGUAGUUGUACUACAGCAACUAAUCAUAGUUCAAAAAUGAAUUCACCUUCAACUACUCCAUUAACAAUAUAUUCUCAAGAUCAAGAUGAAUCAGGAGGAGGAAAAGAAGGAGGAAAAGAAGGAAUAGCAAUAUUUGAAAAAUUCCCUACUCAAAACAUCAACAUUACAAUAGAUAAACCAUUACCUAAAUUACCAUCAACUCCAACUUUAACAAAAACAACAACAACAAAAACAAAAACAACAAACACAAAAGUCAAAUCUAUGAUAAUAAAUUCAUCAAAUAUUAUUCCUGUUACUGAACAAUCUGCGAAAACUUAUUCUUAUAAUAAUGGUAAUAAUAAUAAUGAUAAUAAUAACAAUAAUAAUUCAUUAGUUUUAUCUUCAUCACCAUCACUUUCUCCAUCCAAUAAUUCAUUAUCAGGUUCAACUUCAACUUCAACUUCAACUUCAGCUUUAGCUUUUUCUACCACUUCUUCUCCAUCUUCUCCUCAUGGUUCAUUUUUCGAAGUAUCUAUGAAUAAUAUAAUUCAUGAAUUAGAUGAAUUUAAAUUCGCCUUAGAUUCUAAACCACCACCACCAUCACCACUAUCACCACCAAUAAUUGAUAAUACCAUUACCACCACCACCACCAAGUCAGAUAAAAUUCAAAUUGAAGUUUAUUUAAAUAAAAUAGAUAUAAAUUCUAUUGAAUCAAAUGAUAUAAUUAAAUUUCAAUUAUUUAAAUAUGAUAUAUUAUCAAUUGAUUAUUUAAAAAAAAUUAUUAGUUUUAAAAUGUAUAAUGAUUAUGAAUUAUUAAAUCAUUUUAAUUUAUUUUUAUUAUUAUUAUCAUCAACAUCAACAGAACUCAAAGACAAUACUAUUACUGCUACUACAAUUGAUGAUAAUGAUAUUAAAUUGGUUUUACUUGAUGAUGAUGAUUAUUUAAUAAAUUAUAUUAAUAAUGAAUCAAUUAUUAAAUUGAAUUUAAUUAGAUCAAGAGCUAAAAGAGAAACUAUUUCUUAA